Molecule: messenger RNA, 907 nt
Organism: Candidula unifasciata
Lineage: Eukaryota; Metazoa; Mollusca; Gastropoda; Stylommatophora; Geomitridae
Source: the annotation of a GenBank genome assembly
AUGACCAUGGACAGUUCUAGUCUUGUCACACAUCGUAGAUAUCAGGUAGCAAUGAAGGCACUCAACAGCUGCCUGUACUUGCUGCUGGUGAUGUUCCUGUUGCUUCAGUCCAUGUCCCUGGAUGUUACCUCAGCUCAGAAAAAGAAGCUGAAGAAGUCCAAGCUUGCAGUGUGCAGGUAUGAUCGAGCUGGUAGCGACAGCCCCUGUAAUACAACCACCAACAUGAAAGUCAUUACCCUACAGCUAAAGAAGGGCAACCUGUCUACCUGCAAGUCAACUAAGCUCAUCACCAAGCCAUGUCAUGAUAACAGCUUCGCCAAGAAAAGAAAGGUUAAAGGAUGUGUGUACAACAAGCAGCCAUGGUCAGACUGCAGCAUGGACACAAGAACUAGGCAGAGGGAAAUGAUACUUGUCCGAGGAGAUCCUUCUCUUUGCUUACCAAAGAAAACUGUCACCAAAGUAUGCAAGAAAGUUUGCCACUAUGUGAAGGGAGAAUGGGGGCCAUGUGAUGUGGUGACAAACUUGGAACAGAGGUCACUGACCCCUCGAAAGGGUGACCCAGCUCAGUGUCAGUCUAGUGUGGAAUCUAGACCGUGCCAGAGACGAACGGAGGAGCUGGUCGCAGCCAAGUCAAACAAAUGUCGCUACAACUUGAGCGAAUGGAGUACUUGUGAUCUCCGAAGCAACACUAUGACUCAGUGGAUGACUUUGAAAAGUGGGGACCCAAAUGUGUGUCAAAGGUCUAAAAAGCUGACCAAGAAAUGCAGACUUGCCUGCAAGUUCCGCCGAGGGGAAUGGUCAGACUGUGAUGAACACACUCUCCUCAUGACAAGAGUGGACACACUGGUCAAGGGAAGUUCCAAAGAGUGUGACCUUACAAGAGAGAUUACCAAAAAGUGUAAAAGAG